This is a messenger RNA of Hypoxylon trugodes, 1868 nucleotides long. RefSeq names its product FAD-binding domain-containing protein. Gene Ontology annotation, molecular function: FAD binding; oxidoreductase activity. The transcript has 2 exons. The record is from RefSeq and is a predicted model, not a curated record. NCBI's taxonomy places the organism in Eukaryota, Fungi, Ascomycota, Sordariomycetes, Xylariales, Hypoxylaceae. The coding region runs from base 125 to 1831 and encodes 568 amino acids.
AAAGAAAGUAGGCAAAUGCCAUGUUAAAUACCGUGUUCUUUCUCUUAAAUCGUGAGCGAGACGAUGCCGUUUCCCAACGUCUUAGAGAAUAUAGCUUAAGAGGGUGCAUAUUUUCGUAUUAGCCAUGUUACCAGCUCUUCUACUUCCAUUGCUUUUUCUGUCGACAGCUGCUUCACGCACGGGGUGUAAAUACCUGCCGGAUGAUAAUGAUUGGCCGAGUCAGAGUGAAUGGGCUGCUCUAAACGGUACGGUACACGGCCGUUUAGUUGCUACCGUUCCCCUCGGGUCUCCUUGUCACGAUCCAACAUAUGAUGAAAAUGAAUGUUCUUAUUUAAAGAAUCAGUGGUUUUCUCCAGGUGUCCACCUAGGCUCGUCUUCGUCUGUUAUGGCACCCAUAUUCGCUAAUGAUAGUUGUGAUCCCUGGCGGCCGCGAAGCAAGCCCUGUACUCUAGGCAACUAUGUCAGCUAUGCUGUGAACGUAUCUGAGCCAAGCGAUAUUGUCGCAGCACUCAAAUUCGCCGAAGAGAAAAAUAUCCGAUUCGUCAUUCGCAAUACUGGCCAUGAUUACCUGGGAAGAUCUACGGGUGCUGGAGCUUUAUCUGUGUGGCUUCACCACCUUAAGAGUACCGAGAUCAUCGAGUGGGAUGACUCUCAUUACAAGGGCAAAGCGCUAAAACUUGGGGCGGGCGUUAUAGGCUACGAGGCGCUGGCCGCGGCGCAUUCAGCUGGGCUCGUGGUACUGACCGGUGAAUGCCCCACGGUUGGUAUUGCAGGAGGCUACACACAAGGUGGGGGUCACUCAGCGCUCAGCACGAAUUUUGGUCUGGCUGCCGAUAACACACUCUCUUUUGAGGUUGUUACACCAACCGGUCAGGUACUGACAGCGUCGCGAACUGAGAAUCAAGACCUAUACUGGGCCCUGAGUGGAGGGGGCGGGGGUAACUACGGUGUUGUGCUCUCGAUGACUGUGCAAACACAUCCAGAUGCAAGAGUCAGUGGUGCAUCAUUUCAGGUCAAUGGCUCAGAUGAGAAUCCUGACCAGAUCUUCGAAGUCAUAGAUGCGUUCCAUGCAGCUCUUCCCGACAUUGUUAACUCUGGUGUCAUGAUUAUAUACACUUUCACCAACUCGAUGCUACUGAUUCCGGCUAUGACUGCGUACAACAAAACUAGGAAAGAAGUCGAGCAAAUUCUCAAGCCUCUUGUCAACUCGCUCUCUGCCAUAGGUGUUAAUUUAGCACCUAACUAUACUGAGUUCUCGAGCUACUUCGAUCACUACAAUAAUUACUGGGGACCUCUUCCGGAUGGCAAUAUUCAAGUUGCCAAUACUCUCAUCGGGGGACGCCUGAUACCUCGCUCAGUGCUCCCUCAUUUCUCAUCAACGGCUCGUAAGAUCGCAAAGAUGGGAGUAAUAUUUAUCGGCGUGGGCCUUGACGUUUCUCAGUUUGGACAAGAGAAAGCCAACGCCGUACUACCACAAUGGCGCGACACAAUUGUCCACGCAGCCCCGACUCUUCCUUGGGACAGCCAGAUUCCGUUUGACGUUGAAAUUAAGACACAAUAUAAAAUGACUGACGACGUACAGCCCGUACUCGAAGCCGCCACGCCUGGUUCGGGAGCUUACAUGAAUGAGGCCGAUUUCCAACAGAGUAACUGGCAAGAGGCAUUUUUCGGUGUCGAUUAUCCCAAAUUGUUGAAAAUCAAGAAGAAAUAUGAUCCCAAUAGCAUAUUGUACGCGACAGCUGCUGUUGGUAGCGAGGCAUACACCGUCGAUAACAACGGACGUAUGUGUAGCACCGCGGACACUAGUCCUAAGAUCAAACGAGAGUUAUGACAAUUAUAGUCAUAUAACCGCCAUACCAUUGCGAAAA